AAUGCGGUCCCAAAUGAGCUAUUCUUUCACUCCGAUUAUCACCCGAUAGCUAACGUUCACCACAAAUCGAUGUUUGUCGACAAACUCACGAAACUAGAGCCACACCUUCUACGCAUACCAUUCCUGGUGGACCUCAAUGGGUGUCAAUACCCACCAGACGUUCAGUUCGUAGUCCCCGGCAGAGAGUUGACGCUUGACCACCAAAAUGAGCCGUACGUCUGUUUCUCGGAUAACAAAACAUUAGUUUUGGGACCGGUAUUCGAGUGCACCGACACGUCGGCCACCGAAUCGUUUUUUGCCGAUAGAGUCAAACACUUGAUCGACAUAUUAGGCACUCAUAUGACUCGAUGGCAAAUGUCUGAGAUUUUAUUUAUUAAUUACAUCCGAAUACUCGAACACAAGAAACAUAUCAAACCUUUCAAAGAGUUCUUUGAUUUAUUGGUUAAGUUUUUGGUUUCAAAAGUAAGUGCCGAAGAGUUUUGCUCUGAACUCAAUCUAAUCAUACCGUGUCCGCCCUCUUACCUCAUGGUUCCAGUUCUUAAGUAUUGUCUGCCGUUUUUCAAACCCGAAAUUAUUAAUGUAAACUCUGGUCAUUCGUCAAACUCUGCCACCAAUGCAUCUAAAGGCGAUCUUAACGAUAGUAUCACUUAUUUGUCAAACAAUACCAUUACUGCCGAUGUGUUCAUCGCUAAAGUCAAAGAACUUCUCGAACUCGAGAUAACAAAAGAAGACUAUUCACUACUUUUGAAUAAAACAUUGCCUAAGUUAAGGCAUUAUAUGAUUAAAAACAUGGUAUCGCUGGACGGCAUCUCAUGCGGACCAUUAGUGGCGCCCAAAAGUGACCGCAAACUAAGUUGUGGUCAACAGUCGGAACACAAUUACUCUAACUUAAGAUACGAGGAAAGCAAUGAUAAGCGGACUCUCUAUUUGCGCGAUAAGACUAAGAUUACGGGUCACUAUAAGGAACAGGGAUGGAAAGUAGCUAAUAAGCAAUACGAGGAAAGCAAUGAUAAGCGGACUCUCUAUUUGCGCGAUAAGACUAAGAUUACGGUCAACUCAAUCGAAGAAGUAAACUCUGUUUACGAGGAAUUGAAGCGAAAAGAGUUGAAUGAAAUCACACUCUUUCAAGAGUUUCGCAACGAAACCCUUUCUCUCAGUACACAAACGGAUGACAAGAAUUUGAUUGUCGGCACAAAUGGUGAGCAAAAUAUGACUGAAAUGAAUGCCGCGGACGAGACGGGUGUCAGUGAUUCAGGUGCUCGGAGUCCAUCGACUUCAUCGCACUCUCAAACUUGCGGUGAAUCUGAACUCAAGUCUAAGAAGCGAAGGAUACUUCUGAAGUUCAGUAGACAACCGAUGGCUAAAAGACUUCGCUCUAAGGAUAGAGAUAUAAGUGAUUCAAACGAACCACUGAUUGUUAAGAUUAAGGAACAGGGAUGGAAAGUAGCUAAUAAGCAGUUGUUUAGACAUCCCGGUCAUUGGUUAUCAUAUGAUUUUGACACAACACUCGAAACACUGUGGAGGGAAAGGGAUGCUGUGAUUCAGUUGAGUCUCGAAGAAGUAAACUCUGUUUACGAGGAAAUGAAGCGAAAAGAGUUGAAUGAAAUCACACUCUUUCAAGAGUUUCGUAACGAAACCCUUUCUCUCAGUACACAAACGGAUGACAAGAAUUUGAUUGUCGGCACAAAUGGUGAACAAAAUAUGACUGAAAUGAAUGCCGCAUACGAGACGGGUGUUAUUGAUUCAGGUGCUCGGAGUCCAUCGCACUCUCAAACUUGUGGUGAAUCUGAACUCAAGUCUAAGAAGCGAAGGAUACUUCUGAAGUUCAGUAGACAACCGAUGGCUAAAAGACUUCGCUCUAAGGAUAGAGAUAUAAGUGAUUCAAACGAACCACUGAUUGUUAAGACAGAUCUCAAAGUUAUUGUUGGGAACGACUCGUCAGAUGAAAGCCAAACAGCAUUUGAUGACCAAAUCGAUAGCCCAUUCAGUGAUACGACACUCGCAAACCCGGUUUACAAUGAUUUGGAUCCAAAUAUUGAUGAAAACACUCGAGAGUUAGACAUGAAAUCAGAAGCGACUGAAGUAGUUGUUCAGAGUUGUUCAGGCAGUACAAACACCACUACAACUGUGGUUAGGGAUAACCAACAUAUGGAUACAAAUAGUGAUAAUUUACCUCAAAAUGAAAACAAUGUUCUGAACAGUGAAAGAGUGGGUAUUAAGAGACAGGUUGUGAAUGUGUGUGAAAUGCAAACCCAAACCAUAUCUCAUGAGUUUCAAUGUGAUUCUCAAACACAAACUGAGGGUCUGUUUGAUGUCAAACCGGGUAUUAAACAGGAAUUGAUGGCCGAUAUGAAAGUGAAGCCCGAAUUGGUGUCCACUCCUCAUACUCCUAAUCAACUGAUUUGUGUGUUUUGUCGCCAAAGCAUUCACUUGAAGGACAAGAAGGAGGCCUUCGAUCACUAUAAACGCCAUUUGGGAGCAGUUGUCAGGUGUGAUGUCACCCACUGUUUGGCCAACUUCUCGACGGUUAAGGCGUUCCGUAGUCACAGCGCAGAGCACUCACAGAGCGAUGAAAACCUACUGAAUGUCAAGAACUAUCGGCUGUCCAUUGAUUGGAUCCAUUCGUUCCUUACAUUCCAAACGAGUCCCACAUUUCGUCGAUUGUGUCGAACCCGAGACGAGUUCUGCGCCGUCUGUUAUGCCAUCAAAUUGAGUGACACAUCUACUCAACACUCGAACUACUGUUCCCCAGAGGAUAGUCAGCCAUUUGAGGAGCACUUGAAGAGUCAUCUGAACUGCGAUUCGGUGUUUGAAUGUCUGGAGUGUCUUAAGAAGAAUGACGACGACGACGAGCGCCAGAAGUACUUCUUUGGUGAGACGGACGCUAGAAAUCAUUUACACGUUUGGCAUGAUUUCAAACCAAUGGCUGAUUAUAGCGUUAAAGACUACUUCAAUGUAACGACGAGUUUGAGCCCCAAUUUGGAGGCAUUUGUUAAGAAAAAGUGUCUGUCCACCUCUGCCUACUCACUACUCGUAAUCACCGGUUUCUCUCCAGUUGUCUGCAAACGUGUGAAUCUUUUGCAGCAUUUGUUUGUCUUGAAUGCCGACCACAACAUCGGCUUUGAUUGUCCGCAGAGAGCAAAGAGUGGUCGGAAGGAAACCACGCAAUGA
Oppiella nova is the source of this 3171-nucleotide messenger RNA. NCBI's taxonomy places the organism in Eukaryota, Metazoa, Arthropoda, Arachnida, Sarcoptiformes, Oppiidae. The record is from the annotation of a GenBank genome assembly.